Ceratosolen solmsi marchali is the source of this 1193-nucleotide messenger RNA. It is a transcript of the gene Scgbeta, whose product is annotated as sarcoglycan beta. The record is from RefSeq and is a predicted model, not a curated record. NCBI's taxonomy places the organism in Eukaryota, Metazoa, Arthropoda, Insecta, Hymenoptera, Agaonidae. The transcript is spliced from 3 exons. Gene Ontology annotation, biological process: muscle organ development. Bases 81 to 1130 code for a protein of 349 amino acids. Gene Ontology annotation, cellular component: sarcolemma; sarcoglycan complex.
UGCAUUGAAAUUCUUCGAUUGCCAUUGCGGUUGGUCGUAGGAAGGGAGCGCGAAACCGGUGGUAGUGGCAUCCGUCAGAUAUGACGAAUUUGUACGAUCAACAUCGAAGCAACGAAGAGGCCUCGCCGUCCUUUUCCAGAACCGCCGAGGAUAAUUUAUCCAACAGUGACGGUCCGCUGAUCGUCGUUAAGAAACGUGACAAGGACUUUAAGCCCCCGAGACAGCCAAUGUACUCUUCGGGAAAAUUGCUGCAGCAGGACAGUUGGUACAAAAGUCGUGAUACCAACGAUAGCCAGUGCUCAAAGGACGAAAAAACAAGCCACCAAUGCGUUUGGAUGUUAACUCUUCUUUUGGCUGUUAUUGGCUUUUGCAACCUUCUUCUAAAUUUCACGAUUUUGAUAGUGCUGAGAGUAAGUCAAGGAAUGGAAGCUUUCGAAGUAAUUCCUGAACAGGAUUUGGUUAAAUUUUAUGGCAACACUGAUUUAGACAGAGUAUGCCUACAUAGAGGUAUUUGUGAAGGUUUUGGAGACGAGCCAAUUGAGCUUAUAGGUGAUGGCGGAGGGGUUCACAUUCAAGUAGCAAAUCGACAACACAGUAUGGCCUGGUCUAAUUUACAAAUACUUAAAAAUGGAACAUCGAUUUCUCAGAUUGAAUCCUUCCAAAUUAAGGAUCCCCGGAGUGGAUCACCGAUCUUUUCGACGGAGUUUCCAAACUUUGGCCUUCCACAAGGUGUACAAAAAAUUGAAGUCGGCGUUACUCAAACCCACAGGAUCGCGGCGCCUAAGAAGAGCGAUCUGUCUAUAAUAUCGGAUGAUUCUAUAUUCUUGCAUGGAGCGGAAGGCACAAGUUUCGACUCUAAAAAUAUUAUCUGGACAGCAAAAAAUGAUAUAUUUUUACGCAGUCGAAAUGGCGAUAUUGUCAUUGAUGCCAAAGAUAACAUUAAUUUACCGCAAAUUCCAAUAGCAUCAGCUUUUCUACCAAGUCCGUCGAAUGAUGUUCAGGAUCAAUAUAAAGUCUGUGUUUGCAUGCCAGAUGGGAAACUGUUCUUGGUGCCAAUGCAUAAAGGAAUUACAAAAAUUAACUGUGCGAAAAUUUCAAGAUCUAUGGAUAGUGAUCCAUGCGCUAUAUAAUAUACGUGACAAUAUUUUUAAACAUUUCUCACAUAGUCAGUAUUACAUAUCAUUAAUUUACAU